Salvelinus sp. IW2-2015 is the source of this 2099-nucleotide messenger RNA. Its product is annotated as alpha-1A adrenergic receptor-like. Gene Ontology annotation, cellular component: plasma membrane. Lineage: Eukaryota; Metazoa; Chordata; Actinopteri; Salmoniformes; Salmonidae. The record is from RefSeq and is a predicted model, not a curated record. Gene Ontology annotation, biological process: adenylate cyclase-activating adrenergic receptor signaling pathway; positive regulation of cytosolic calcium ion concentration; cell-cell signaling. Gene Ontology annotation, molecular function: alpha1-adrenergic receptor activity.
UGUGUCUGUGUUGAUCUAUGGAUUUACACUUAUCUGGUAUGGAGGAACCUGGUCAUCAACAUGAGUUUUGAUACUGCUAAUGAUGCCAACUUCUGGAGUAACGGGUCCUCGGAGCUGUACGCAGAGACACCAGGACCGUUGUCUGCAAAUAAUUCCAACUUGACCACAGCGAAUUACACAGACACGAAUCRUCUGGACCUUACCAGAGCCGUGUCAGUUGGUAUGGUUCUGGGCGCUUUCAUUUUGUUCGCAAUCGUGGGCAACAUACUCGUAAUACUUUCCGUUGUGUGCAACAGACACCUGCGUAUCCCAACGAACUAUUUCAUUAUCAACCUAGCCAUUGCGGACCUGUUGCUGGGUACCACAGUGCUGCCCGUGUCCGCAACACUGGAGAUUCUCGACUACUGGGUAUUCGGAAGGAUCUUCUGUGACAUCUGGGCAGCAGUGGACGUGCUAUGUUGCACGGCCUCCAUCAUGAGCCUGUGCGUAAUAUCCAUAGACCGUUAUAUAGGCGUGCGCUACCCACUGCAGUACCCCUGUAUAGUAACGGAGAAAAGAGCCAUUUUGGCCAUGCUCGGUGUGUGGGUUCUCGCCACUGUCAUCUCCAUCGGACCUCUACUCGGGUGGAAACAACCACCCUCAAAUGAUGACACCGUUUGCCCCAUCACCGAAGAGCCCUUUUACGCACUCUUCUCCUCCCUGGGUUCAUUUUACAUACCUCUGGCUGUCAUCCUGUGCAUGUACUGCCAGGUGUAUGUAGUUGCCAAACGGACCACUAAGAACUUGGAGGCGGGGGUCAUGAAAGAACGCAUGGACUCGAAUGAACUCACACUCAGGAUCCACUGCAAAAACGCACAGCUGCAAGAAUACUGCGUCACGGGCAAAGGCCAGGCGCGGAGCACACUGACGGUGAAACUGCUCAAGUUCUCCCGGGAAAAGAAAGCUGCUAAAACUCUGGGUGUGGUGGUGGGCAUGUUUAUUCUCUGCUGGCUGCCAUUCUUCCUCGUGCUGCCCAUCGGGUCGUUUAACGCCGACCUGCGUCCCUCGGAGACGUUCUUCAAGGUGAUCUUCUGGCUGGGCUACUUCAACAGCUGCCUCAACCCCAUCAUCUACCCUUGCUACAGCCGAGAGUUCAAGCAGGCCUUCAUACGUAUCCUUAAGUGCCGCUGCCAUCAGAAGAAGAAGCAGAAGGGUUGGAGAGCCUACUACAACCAACGUUCCUCUCGCCUGGGCUCCACCAAUACCUCCUACCUGAACGGAAGUCAGCAAACCCUGUCCUCCAUCAACCCCAGCCCUCGCUGUGUCAGCAAAGGGACCGGCUCUCGCCUAGAGCCUGGGUUUGACCUCAACUCCCCAUCCCCCUGCACGUCUCUGCCUGGGAGCCCCUUCACUGGCCAGACGAGGGCCCUCCCUGGGCCUGUCUACCAGAGCGCCAGCAGAAACAACAGAGUCCACCUGGUCUCUCCCCUGGCCAGGGAGCCAGUUCAUGCCAAUGGACAGAGUAAGAAUGGAGAGGUGGAGCAUGGAUCAAUCAGGGCAAUACCUGACACAAUUAUGUAAUGACUGUGUGGGGCACCAGUCAUAAGCCUGGACAAUAUCGUUUGAUAGUCUGUACUAAUGCUGGCAUGAUACUUUUUUUUUUAGAGAGACUAUACAUUGGAUCUUUGUAAAUGUCUAAAUGCAAUAUGGACAGUAGCCUAACUACUGUAGCAGUAUGGAUUGAAGAUCAAAUCAAAUAUGUUACUUGUCACAUACACAUGGUUAGCAGAUGUUAAUGCGAGUGUAGCGGAAUGCUUGUCAUCACAAUGUACACAUCACAAUGUGUCCCUAAGUAUUUAUUACUAAGAACCUGGUUGCUUCUAGUUCCAUGUCCUCAAUAGGUCUUUUGGACAAUUUUAGACAGAACACUGAAGUCAUCUGCUACUGCACAAGACAUUUGGUAGAACAAUGUGUGCAGCUCUGGCACAUACCCUUGAAAGACUCCAUGAAAAAGGGACCAACUGUGCCCACGUUUUGACUUGAGUUGCACUGGUCUGCAUUUGCAACAGAUACUGUAUAUAUACAGUUGAAGUCGGAAGUUUACAUACACCUUAGCCAAA